This is a messenger RNA of Mytilus californianus (California mussel), 872 nucleotides long. RefSeq names its product universal stress protein YxiE-like. The transcript is spliced from 4 exons. The record is from RefSeq and is a predicted model, not a curated record. Bases 141 to 599 code for a protein of 152 amino acids. Lineage: Eukaryota; Metazoa; Mollusca; Bivalvia; Mytilida; Mytilidae.
UGUUCAUCAGAUACGAUAUUUACUAAUUGUUCUCUUUAAAUGUUUAAAUGACUAAUGAAACAGUAGCCAUACUAUCAAAUAUUAUUCAAACGUAUGCAGUGUGUCUAUAGGGAUUGUAUCUAUAAAUUUACUAAUUAAAUAUGGAAGAUCGAAAGAUAUCAGUUGUAAUUCUAAGUGUGGAUGGUAGCGAUGUUUCUCUUUUCGCGAUUAAAAAAUAUUCCGAAGAAUUAAUGGAGUCAAAUCAUCAUGUCGUUGCUGUUUUAGUAAGCGAAAGGACAGAUGUUGCAUUUAGUGCUAUUGGGCCAUUGGACAAAUCUUUAGUAAAAGCACUAAUAGAAGCAGAGGAACAAAAAAUAAGUGAAAGGAUCGGUUGUGUUAAGACAUGUAUGGAUGAGUGUAAGAUAAAAGGGCAAAUUGUCAGAGCAUAUGGAGAACCGGGUCCAGCAAUUCUGGACAAAGCAAAAGAACUUAAAGCUAGCUUUAUCGUGACUGGAUCCCGUGGGUUAGGAAAGCUGCGAAAAACAUUAUUGGGUAGCGUCAGCAGUUACCUGUUACACCAUGCACACGUCCCUAUUGUUGUUUGCAAGAUGCCAAGUUGAGAAAUAUUAUUUACAGUAUAUGGCACAUCAUUUAACCUUAUAGGUUUUCGCUCGGACAUUGGCCUGUUGCUGCUAUUCUAUAUUGUUGGCAUUCAGAUUCGAAACGUUAUCGAAAUAGUGAAACUGAAAUAAACAAGACUCUGUAAAUUUUUCGAUGUUUUAAAUAAACUUAUUUAAAAAGGCUAUCUAUCUAACACUGUAAUCAAAUCUUUGAAUCUUAUAUUUAUCGGUACAAACAUUGAUUUUGUUAUCAAUAAAUUAAAACAUAGCUAA